Molecule: messenger RNA, 2118 nt
Organism: Struthio camelus australis
Lineage: Eukaryota; Metazoa; Chordata; Aves; Struthioniformes; Struthionidae
Source: RefSeq, a predicted model, not a curated record
UGGAUGUAGAAGGAAAGUAGGUCGUGCGUGCAGAAAAUGCCUCUAAGGGACAAGUGUUGUCAGACUGACCACCAUCACCAUGGAUGCUGUGAAGCAGUGCAUAUAUUGGAACCUGGUGAUCCUCCAUUAUUACAGCAGCCACUGCAAACAUCAAAAUCUGGAAUUCAACAAAUCAUUGAGUGUUUUCGAUCAGGAACUAAACAACUUAAACAUAUAUUGUUAAAAGAUGUUGAUACCAUUUUUGAAUGUAAAUUGUGCCGGAGUCUCUUCAGAGGAUUACCAAAUUUAAUUACUCAUAAAAAGUUCUAUUGUCCUCCAAGCCUCCAGAUGGAUGACAUUUAUUUAAAAAUCCCCCCCCAAAAAAAAAAUAAAAACAAAACCAAAGCCACAAAUGAUCUCCUGGAAGCAAUCUAUCCACGAGUAGACAAGCAAGAAUAUGUAAUUAAAUUAGAACCUAUAGAAACUAAUCAAAAUGCGGUAUUUCAAUAUGUAUCAAGGACUGAUAGCCCAGAUGAGAACACAGAAAUUAGUAAUAGCCCUGAUCAAGCUCCAGUACAAGUACAGGAACCCAGCACUGAGCAACCCAAGACUGUUUCAGCUCCAGCCCCAACUCCAGUUGGGGAAACUUUGGAAUUACCUCCUGCUGAUCCUGUUGUAAACAAGGUGAUACCUACUUCUGAAGAACAGCCUCCAGCAGUUCUUCCUGAGUUGGACUCUUCAGAUAAUUCUGAUUUUGGCCACCAGUUGAUUUGUUGCCUUUGUAGGAAGGAAUUUCAUUCCAGACGCAGUGUACGCCGGCACAUUAGAAAAGUACACAAAAAAAAGAUGGAAGAGCUAAAGAAGUACAUAGAAACAAAAAAGAAACCAAAUCAGUGCUCAACUAAAGGAAGAAAUAAAAAUGUUCUUGUAACAUUAGGUAGAAGUUGUCCUGUAUGUUAUAAAUCAUUUGCUACAAAAGCCAAUGUAAGGAGGCAUUUUGAUGAAGUUCAUAGAGGAUUAAGAAGGGAUUCCAUUACUCCUGAUAUAGCUACAAAGCCGGGGCAACCUUUGUUCUUGGAUACAGUUUCAGCUAAAAAAUCUUUUAAGACCCGAAAACAAAAGUCAUCUUCAAAGGCUGAAUACAAUUUAACUGCAUGCAAAUGCCUUCUGUGCAAGAGAAAAUAUAGUUCACAAAUAAUGCUUAAAAGGCACAUGCAAAUUGUUCACAAGAUAACCCUUUCUGGAAAGAACUCUAAAAGAGAGAAAGGACCCAACAAUACUGCCAAUGGCACAGAAAUAAAAGUAAAAGUUGAACCAGCAGACUGUGUAGAACCCUCACCCCCUUCCAUUGGCCUUUCUCCGCAGAAUGAAUUAAAAGGAACAAAUCAUUCAAAUGAGAAAAAGAGCACUCCGUCAGUACAGAAAACUAAAGUUAAACAGGACCCUGAAAACCCUAAAUCAACCUCUAAAUCAACCACUAAAUCAAACUCUAAAUCAACCACUAAAUCAACCUCUAAAUCAACCAAUGCAUCUGCUGCAGGUGGCCAGCAAAAAACCAGGAAGCCAAAACUUUCAGCUGGCUUUGACUUCAAGCAGCUUUACUGUAAACUCUGUAAACGCCAAUUUACUUCUAAACAGAACUUGACAAAACACAUUGAAUUGCACACAGACGGAAAUAACAUUUAUGUUAAAUACUACAGGUGUCCACUCUGCUCUUAUGAAACACGUCGCAAGCGGGAUGUGAUAAGGCAUAUAACUGUAGUUCAUAAAAAGUCACCACGCUACCUUGGGAAAAUAACUGCAAGUUUAGAAAUUAGAGCAAUAAAAAAGCCAAUUGAUCUUGUUCUAAAUAAGGUGACAAAAAGAGGCCCUCAGAGGGAUGAAACAAAACAGAUUGGUUCAAAACAGGAUGUCACUUCUAAUUCUCCCAAUAAAAAGUAUGAAGGAGCUGAUGUUGGCAUUGAAGUAAAAGUAACAAAAAACUUUUCUCUUCACCGAUGCAAUAAAUGUGGGAAAGCAUUUGCCAGAAAGACUUUUCUAGAGCAUCAUAAGAAAACCCACAAGGCAAAUGCAUCUCAUUCUCCUGAAGAGAAUAAAACCAAAGGCAGAAGUACAAGAUCUAAAGCUGUUGUCUGGUGA